AUGGCGGCGUUGAAGGGGUUAUUGAAAAAAGGUUUAGGAGAAAUGGAUUUCAACACCGGUGGAGGACUCAUUAACUGGUUCCCAGGACACAUGGCUGCCGCCACACGUGCCAUCCGUAACCGCCUUAAACUCGCCGACCUCGUCAUCGAAGUCAGAGACGCUCGUAUUCCACUCUCCUCCAUCAAUGUCAAUCUUCAACCUCACCUCUCCGCUAAACGACGUGUCAUCGCACUCAACAAAAAAGACUUAGCAAAUCCCAACAUCAUGCAUAAAUGGGUGAAUUACUUUGAGACGAGUAAGCAAGAUUGCAUUCCGAUAAAUGCUCACAGUAAGAGUUCUGUUACGAAGCUUCUGGAACUUGUGGAGGUGAAAUUGAAGGAAGUGAUUUCGAAAGAACCUACUUUACUUGUUAUGGUAGUUGGUGUUCCUAAUGUUGGGAAAUCUUGUUUGAUUAAUUCCAUUCAUCAGAUUGCGAAUUCGCGAUUUCCUGUGCAGGAGAAGAUGAAGCGAGCUGCUGUGGGUCCACUACCUGGUGUUACUCAAGAUAUUGCAGGGUUUAAGAUAGCAAACAAACCAAGCAUAUAUGUCCUAGAUACCCCAGGGGUUCUGGUUCCAAGUAUCUCAGACAUUGAGACAGGGUUAAAGCUUGCUCUUGCAGGGUCUGUUAAAGAUUCAGUGGUGGGCGAGGAGCGAAUUGCUCAAUACUUUUUGGCAGUUUUAAAUACCCGGGGUACUCCAUUUCACUGGAAGCACCUCAAUAAUAGGAAAGUUGAUGGGAUUGCAAAUGAACCCGAGGAAAAUCAUAGAUACGACCUGAAAAAUCUUAAGCAAAGGAAAGGUGUGCCUAACCGAUCUGACUUGGUAUAUGUGGAGGAUAUUGUGCUCGGAGUUCAGCAUGCACUCUAUUCGACUCUAGCAGAAUUCAAUGGCAACGUUGAAGAUGAGAGUGACUUGGAGAACUUGAUUGACCUGCAGUUUGGUGCACUGCAGAAGGCGUUGAAGAUACCUCACAAGGCUUCAGAAGCACGUUUGAUGGUAUCCAAAAAGUUCCUUACUCUAUUCAGGGCUGGUAAACUAGGACCUUUUAUUCUCGAUGAUGUCCCUGUUGCCAAGCCUGUAUAA
Messenger RNA from Lathyrus sativus (Indian pea), 1122 nucleotides. Lineage: Eukaryota; Viridiplantae; Streptophyta; Magnoliopsida; Fabales; Fabaceae. The record is from the annotation of a GenBank genome assembly.